Molecule: messenger RNA, 2212 nt
Organism: Contarinia nasturtii (swede midge)
Lineage: Eukaryota; Metazoa; Arthropoda; Insecta; Diptera; Cecidomyiidae
Product: eEF1A lysine and N-terminal methyltransferase homolog
Exons: 10
Coding region: 132-2144 (670 amino acids)
Source: RefSeq, a predicted model, not a curated record
GACAGUCGCACGUGUAGAUAGAUUACUUCAAUAAAUACAAAAUUUUGUAAACAUAAAUUUUCCCGGUUAGCAUUCUUGAAGAAAAGGAUAUAAAUAAUAAAUAAGCAAGUGGGAAGGGAAAAAACGUCAAUAUGAAUCUUUUACCCAAAACACGCGAAGAUUUUACACAAACCGAAUAUUGGAAUUCGUUUUUCCAAAAACGUGGAAAGAAAACUUUUGAAUGGUACGGCGAAUAUCCCGAAUUAUGUCAUCAUUUGCAUAAAUAUAUUAAAUCGCAAGAGGAAAUUCUAAAUGUCGGCUGUGGUAAUUCAAAAUUAUGUAUGGAUUUAUACGAUGUUGGUUACAAGAAUAUUACGAAUAUUGACACAUCACCUCUGGUAGUCAAUCAGAUGUUGACACGAAAUAAAGUCAUACGCCCCGAUUUGAAAUUCAUGCAAAUAGAUGCAUGUGAUAUGAAACAAUUUGAAAAUGGAAAAUUUUCUGCAGUUCUGGACAAGGCAACGCUUGAUGCGAUUUAUGUGGAUGAAACUGAUGCCGUUCUAAAAUAUGUUCAGACUUACUGGUCAGAAAUCGAUCGCGUGUUGCGCGUCGGUGGGAGAUAUAUUGUGGUCUCGUUGCUGCAAAAGCAUAUUUUGGAAGGUCUUCUUAAACGAUUUGCCGUGAACAAUUGGAUGUUUCGUGUUGUACGCUGUAUUGAAGCUGAAGAAAAAACUGCCGAAGACGGUGACAGAUCACUUCCUGUCUUUAUGGUUAUCGUUACAAAGUUUCAAAGAUUGCCGUCGCAAAUUCUGGAAGUAUGUAUGGCCGGCGAUAAAAUGAUUCGAAUGAACAGUUUAGAAGAGAUACAGGAAGAAGUUUUCUCAGUUCAAAAGUCGGCACUGGUUUGUAGUGGACUGACCCGUAGUAAUAUUGCGGAUAUGAAGGAGGUUUCUAUUGACUUGUAUGAGCCCGCCAACAAUAAGAUUCCACGAUAUACAAUUCACAUAUUGGAUCAAAAACCAAAUCGUGAAAACGGAAGAUAUGCUGCAUUUAUUGUUCCACAAGGCCGAGAAACUGAAUGGCUUUUUUCAACGGAACCCGGUAGAAAGAAACUUCUUCAAUCUGCAAAACAUGAUCGAUUAGCCAUCGUUUCAAUGCAUCGUGGCCACAUUUAUAAAUCAUGGGAUGACGUGAAAGUAGAGUUAAGCGGCAAUAUUCGUAAUUUUUCUCCAAACGGCUUGAAAAAUAAACAGAUUCCAUUUUUGUCACUUGGUAGUGAUGUUGGCUUACGUGAAACAAUUUUUCAAGGAAAGAGUGAUUUAUCUGGCGAUUUUGUAGUAGAAGAAAUUAAAGGUGACAAUAAAACAUUUCGUCGUCUAAUUUUCCUCAGCAAUCAAUUUGUUAUUCAAUCGGAAGCCCUAGUCAAAAUUGUGAAAGGUAAAAAUAAAAAAGUCGAGAAACAGUUGGUGCCGACGUUCUUAUGCUGUCAACAUCAUUUGUACAUGUCUUUGGGAUUGCACUUUAUCAAAUCAAUGAAUGGAACCAAAUCGAAGAAAAAUACCAACUGUGCAAUCAUUGGCCUUGGUGGUGGUGGACUUUGUACGUUCAUUCAUAGAAUUUUAAAAGAUACGAAUAUUAUUGCUGUAGACAUCGAUCCAUCAAUGUUGAAAAUAGCAACUGAUUAUUUUGGCUUAGUUGAAGAUUCUCGUUUGAAAGUGGUCAUCGAUGAUGGUAUAAAAUUUUUGAAGAAGGCGUUGAAAAAUGGUCAAUCUUUUAAAGCCAUUCUGUUUGAUGUUGAUAGCAAAGAUCCCACAGUUGGUAUGAGUUGUCCGCCGACUCAAUUUUUAGAACAGGAAGUCUUGGAUGCCGUCAAAUCAUUAAUUCGGGAUACUGGAAUAUUUAUUUUAAAUCUGGUGUGUCGUGAUGAGAAAUUGCGUGAAAAAGUGCUGGUAGAUCUUAGAAGUACGUUCAGUUCUGUUGUAUCGUACAAGCUUGUCGAGGACGUAAACGAAAUUCUAUAUUGCCAGAACGUUGCAUAUGAUGGAAAGAAAUGGAAUGAUGCUAUGGAAAAAUCAGCAAAGCAUAUUAAUGAACUCCUUCAAAAGGAACAAAAUUAUUCUGAAAUAAUCGAAGUACAAGAGUUCUUAGAUCAAAUCAAAAUAUAAACUCAAUUUUUUUCUUCUAUAAUUUUAAUAAAAACAUUUUUACAUUGCUUAGGACCUAUAUCAAUAAA